AUGGCAGCAAAACAGAAGAAAGGCAACAAGAAAAAUAACCAUCUAGCUCAAAAGAAUAAGCCGCAUUCUUCGCCGGAUGCGAUGCUGGAAAUUUCCCCAUCUACUACGGUCACGAAUUAUCGAGAAAUUCAUGUGAACGAGGCCGAGGCCUUACGUUCGAUUUAUGGCGAUGAUUUCGAGUAUGUAGAAACCCGGCAAUCAGCUUGGAAGCAAUGUUCUGACAUUGCCUUCAAACUGCAUUUAAAGGCAUCAUCUAAUCCCAAAGUUGGAACAGACUUACUUGUGGAAUUGCCCGCAACGUACCCCAAAACCAUACCAAACCUGAGUUUGGCGUGGGUCGACGAUUUGCGAGGAGAUACCAAAUCGCGCAUUCAGGCCUUAAUCACCGCGAAAGCCAGCGAGUUGGUUGGGAAUGAGAUGGUCUAUGAGUUGGCAGUUUCCGUACAAGAUAUACUGGAGGACGCUGCCAUGGUGCAAGCACAGUCUGAUGCCGGCCAGAGUCUCGAAGAGGAACGAAGGGCCCAAGAAGCGGCUGCCCUAGAAGAGGCGGAGAAGGCGAAACUUGAAGAAAUCAGAAAGCAACAAGAAGCUACUAAGGAGGAGGAAAAGGAAUAUGAAGCCGCAUUCAAAAAUCAGAUUAAACUCCGACAGCGGGAGAAAGAACAAAACUAUCGACGAAAAAGCAGAUCCAUGUUAGAAGAUACGGAGAGUUUGGAAUCUAACGAUGAUACUCCAGGUGCUGUCACGUUUGACCGACCGAUGACGGUGAUCGACAAUGAAGGCCGAAAUCUCACAUUUAAGUCUGUAUAUGGGCGGACAUUAAUCAGCCAUACUCAUCACAAGGAAACAUUUACUGUGAAACCGGUCGUGCCUGGGAAUGCACCCCGUGCCCCAUUUUUGGUGUUAAAAGAAAUUUUUAUCCGCGAAAAAGAGACAAAGCUGUCUGACGUUCGACAGCGAAUAAGAUCAAGCGAGGAUAAGCUGGAAAUUCUCAAAUCCCUUCGCCAUCCAAACCUGGUGGAUUUUGUUGGGUAUAAAAUCUACAGCCCCCUCGAUCCGUAUACUUCCCAAGACAAUACUUGGCAUGUGUCAGCCCUUUUUGAAUAUGCCAACAAAGGCUCGCUUUCUGAGCUUCUGGAUUUGGUCGGUACACUUCCCGCAGAAAAUGUCAAGGCUUGGAUGAUACAACUCGUUGAGGGUCUUGAAUUUUAUCACCGGCACCGAAUCGUUCACGGGAAUAUUCAUUGCGCGCGUGUACUUCUCUUUCGAGGCUCUACUGGCAGCACAGCUGUCAAGUUACUGGGAAGUAUCGAGGAAGCCUUGCCAUUGCCAUCCAGCACUCAAAGGGCUGUGGCGACCUCGAAAUCCACAUUUUGGCUACCCCCUGAAUUGGUACAGGAAGACUCAAAGCCAAGUAUUAAAUCCGAUGUGUGGGAUUUGGGUAUUGUCUUUCUUCAAAUGGGCUUCGGAAAGGACGUCCUGCAGCGAUAUACAUCUGCAAACUCUCUUAUUAACUCUUUGGAUUUAUCACAGCCUCUACAGGAUAUGCUUCGCGAAAUUUUCCAGGCAGACCCCAAAAAGCGGCCGACCGCUUUUCAAAUUCAUCCAUUUGAAUUUUUCCGUGUUGAUACGCCACUCAUUAUUGUGAACACCUCAUCCAGUACUGCUCCCCUGCCAAGACGAGCCCGAACCGAUUCGCAGGGAUUUUUGCCGACUUUUUCAAGGUAUGAACAUGAUUUUGAUGAAGUUGGUCGUCUAGGCAGAGGUGGAUUUGGCCAGGUUGUCAAAGCAAGGAACAAGCUCGACGGACGUUUUUAUGCUGUAAAAAAGAUAUCACACAAAUCAUCGGGAGCUUUGAAAAACACUCUUUCAGAAAUAAUGUUACUCUCUCGAUUGAACCACCCGUAUGUCGUGCGAUACUAUACAGCUUGGCUGGAAGAAGAUUACUUUGGUGCGGACGAUGAUGCCGUUGAAUCUACAGAUCAAGAACUUUCUCAGGCCAACAUUGAAUUUGGGUAUAGUGCCAGUGGACUUGACUUUAUGAGCUCACAAGGAUAUCCAAAGAUUGAGUUUGGAUACGAUAGUGACAAUCAGCCUCCUGAGCGGGAUGGACUGGUGGAUGACCAAACUGCAUCGAAUGGCACCAUUGAUAAUGAUAAUAAGAAUGGCCAAUAUGAUGACGAGCCAACUCAGUCGAUAACAGGUGAAGAUGCUGAGGGCCUACACCUGGUGAAUUCGGGAUCCAGCUCGCAGCAAGUUACUUCGACUUUGUAUAUUCAGAUGGAAUACUGCGAAAAACAUACGCUUCGUGAUUUAAUCCGCGAUGGGCUCCAUGAGAAUGCUGACGCUUCCUGGAGGCUAUUCCGACAAAUACUGGAUGGGUUGAACCAUAUCCAUACCCAUGGCAUAAUCCAUCGAGACCUGAAGCCGGACAAUAUAUUUCUCGAUGUCACGAGUAAUCCUCGCAUCGGAGACUUUGGCCUGGCAACUCGUGGUCAGUUCUCGACAGCGGUCCAAUCAUCAUCAGCUCCAGAUAUAGGAGAAAGCUUCACGCGCAGCAUCGGUACGACUUAUUAUGUAGCGCCCGAAAUGAAAUCUGCUUCUAAUGGACAGUACAACGACAAAGUGGAUAUGUUCUCCCUAGGUAUCAUUUUUUUUGAGAUGUGUCAUCCUCUUAAUACGGCCAUGGAGCGCGAUCGCACUUUGCAGGAGAUUCGUCAAAAAGACCACGUACUUCCUGAGACGUUUGAAUUGCCAGAAAAAAUUGUCCAGGGGCAGAUUAUCGAAUCGCUAAUCAGUCAUCGUCCAGGCGAGCGGCCAGCUGCUAUUGAAAUUCUUCAAAGUGGGAAAAUUCCCCUUCAGGUUGAAGAAGAAAUGUUUAGAAAAGCUGUCAUGGGUCUCUUAUCCGAUCCAAACUCUGCAGAUUAUAAGAAGAUUCUCUCUGCGAUCUUUUCCCAGCCUGCAAAUAAAUUCGAGGAUUUAACUUGGGAAAUUGAUUCGCGGGAAUCACCGCCGGCCAAUGAGAUGUUGAUACAAGGUGCAGUGAAAGAUAAAUUAACCGCAAUAUUCCGAAAACAUGGGGCAGUCGAGACUACAAGGCAGACUCUAUUCCCUCGUUCAGGCCACUAUGGCCCCGGUGUUGUCAGGCUACUGGACCCAGAUGGUAACCAAGUUCAGUUACCAUUUGAUCUGACACUUCCAAAUGCCCGGUCAGUUUCCCGUCAACACCCAUCCAUUGAGAAAAUGUUUUCCUUUGGAACUGUCUUCCGAGAAUCUCUUCAUGGGGGCCAACCGCGUGCCCAUAAUGAGGUUGACUUUGACAUCGUUUCACAUAAUACACUUGAUCUUGCUUUAAAGGAGGCUGAAGCUAUUAAGGUACUAGACGAGGUUCUUGAUGAGUUUCCAUCCUUCAAAUCCGCGCAAAUGUGUUACCAUUUGAAUCAUUCAGAUCUUUUAGACACAAUAAUCGCCUUUUGCCGUAUUAGCUCAACACAAAGACCGCUAGUGAAAGAAGUAAUUAGCAAGCUUAAUGUGGGCCAUUGGACGAUGCAGAAAAUUCGAAGCGAAUUACGUGCGCCUGCUAUUGGCGUAACAUCCACAUCUAUUGACGAUUUGGCUCGUUUUGAUUUCAGAGAUACCCCAGAGAAGGCCCUGAAACGGCUUCGCUUAAUCAUGGAGGACACUGAAUUUGUGGACAAGAUCUCCCCUAUUUUUGCUCGUCUAAAUGGGGUGAUUGCUUACCUAAAGAGGUUUCGAGUCAGGCGCAAGAUCUAUAUCAGCCCUUUGAGUAGUGUCAAUAACAAGUUUUACGGAGGAAGCAUUCUCUUUCAGUGUAUAGUCGAUACAAGAAGGAAAGAUGUUUUCGCUGCUGGUGGUCGAUACGAUAGCCUAAUCCAGGAAUUUCGGCCCAAAAUGCUCUCGGCACGAUCUCAGUGUCAUGCUGUAGGGUUUUAUCUUAGUCUCGAUAAGCUCACUGCCUCUAUGGCAAGCCUUUUGAAAGGAAAAGCUAAGGGUCCCUCAAAACAUGAAGCCGAUUUUUCUGGUGUUUGGCGAACACGAAAGUGCGAUGUUCUUGUGGCGAGCUUUGAUAGCACAGUUCUUAGGACUCUCGCUCUCGAUAUUUUAUCUGAGCUGUGGACACACGGUAUCAGUUGCGAAUUAGCUGUGGACGCAGCAUCAUUAGAGGAACUUCUUACACGAUAUAAAGAAGAAAGCCAUAGUUGGAUGGUCAUUGUGAAGCAAGAUAGUUUGGACCGUGGCCUGAAAAUUAAAAGCCUUGCCAGAAGAGAGGAAUUCGAUGUCAGAUGCACUGAUCUCAUACCCUGGCUUCGAAAUGAAAUUCGCGCUCGCAAUCAAACAGAGAAAGCGGAGAUCUCCAAGUCGUCCAAGUCGAGUGUACCGGAUGCCAAUCCUUUGAACAGAGAAAGAGAUAUGGAUGUCAGAAUUAUUGCACCAAUGCACAAAGGCAAGAAAACAAAUAGGCAGAAUAUCAUUGAGUCAGCGAUGCUUCGAGCCCGUGAAACAGCUGACAAAUCGCUAAACGGUCCUAUUGCUGCAAUCGACAUACGAGAUGACGUUCUACAAGCAAUCCGAAACACUCGUCUUGCUGAUACUGACACAUGGCGCACUGUCAUUCAAGGCGUUCCGUUGGUGGAGAGAAAGUAUUUGACAGAUUUGCUUAACCUGCUCUAUGAACUUGCCAAUGAUAGAGAGGAGCCUGACGGAGCUGAACGCUAUAGAAACGCUUUUAUCUACAAUUAUCGUAAUGGUAAUUGUAUUCUUUAUGAUUUGACGCUUGGAAAAUGA
This is a messenger RNA of Ophidiomyces ophidiicola, 4806 nucleotides long. It is a transcript of the gene GCN2, whose product is annotated as eukaryotic translation initiation factor 2-alpha kinase. Gene Ontology annotation, biological process: regulation of translational initiation by eIF2 alpha phosphorylation; DNA damage checkpoint signaling. Bases 1 to 4806 code for a protein of 1601 amino acids. Lineage: Eukaryota; Fungi; Ascomycota; Eurotiomycetes; Onygenales; Onygenaceae. The record is from RefSeq and is a predicted model, not a curated record. The transcript is spliced from 7 exons. Gene Ontology annotation, molecular function: ATP binding; protein binding; eukaryotic translation initiation factor 2alpha kinase activity.